Corythoichthys intestinalis (scribbled pipefish) is the source of this 1343-nucleotide messenger RNA. RefSeq lists its product as uncharacterized. The transcript is spliced from 5 exons. NCBI's taxonomy places the organism in Eukaryota, Metazoa, Chordata, Actinopteri, Syngnathiformes, Syngnathidae. The record is from RefSeq and is a predicted model, not a curated record. Gene Ontology annotation, biological process: response to bacterium. Bases 78 to 1064 code for a protein of 328 amino acids.
ACAAAAUGCAGAUGGUGCUACAUCUGCUGCUCCUGCUCAUCCCAUAUGGAGGCAAGUCCAUGCUUGGUUAACAUAUAAUGUACAUUACUCAUUUUAACAUUUUUUUGGUUGUGUUCUGUUCAGGAUGCUCAAGUGGUCCCAACUUCAAAAUCGAGAGCAAAGUCGUUGGUGAACAGGUCUUUCUGAACUGUGCCUGGGACAAUCUCAAUUCCAAGGAUGUUUUUUGGAUGCGACUUGCUUCUGGAGCUUUCCCUGAAUUUUUAACACCAAGCACUACAAAUCUCAUCGAAAUCAAACGAGGGAAAAGUCAGUGCCUUCUGCAAAUUACCAAAGUCCAGAAAAGUGACAUGGCAGUUUACUACUGUCUCCACUGGAAACCUUUGAUUAAUCCUUUGAUAUUUUUGCAAGGAAUAUUUCUUCAAGUCAGAGAAUCCAAUGAAGAAAAAUCCUUUGUUUAUUCUGUCACUCAAGACGUGCAGUCUGAAGUGGACCGACCUGCACCGACCGUGACCUUACAGUGCAUGGUCCUCUCCCGCUCUAGAGAUGAAACCUGCGCAGAUAAACACAAAGUUUACUGGGUCAAAGCUGGAACAAAAGAUGCAAAACCCAGAUUCAUCUCAGCUCAUGAAGAAUGCGGAAAAGUUGGAAAUGGCAAGAUGCAGAAUUGUGUUUACACAAAUAAUAUCACCUUCUCCGAUGAUGGAACUUCCAUAUGUGCAGUGGAAACUUGUGGGGAGAUUUUCAUGGGAAAUGCAACACCAAUCAUCAGUAGAGAUACUCACACUUGUGAUUCACAAAGGGUUCCUACCUAUGUCUUGGGGGCUAUUUUGACCUUUAGCUUGCUCCUAUCUGCCUUCUUCGUAUACAAGAUCAAGACAAAAAGAUGUUCUAACUGCAAAGUUUGUCCACAAAGCCUGGAUGAAGCACCUAAUCAAGUUCAGCAGAGAAACGAGGACUCUUUGGUUUAUUCAGCGCCGAUCAUCGUCUCCGGAAAAAGGGGCAAAUUGAAACAGGCCGAUGGAGAAUUUAGCACGUAUACAGACGUCUGUCUUCGGAAAUUAUAAGGCGGGGGAGAAAUUAUUGCAAUUUUCGUCAACUUUACAAGACUUUAGUGUUGAGUCCAAGGAUAUAUUCUGUUUACAAAGUAGUGGAAGAAGACCAUAAAACUUUUGGGAGGAUUUUAGUGAAUCAAAUUUGGUGUACAAAACUAUAAUAUAUAACAUCAAUUUUAUAUUAGUCAAAAGAUUGUAAUUUUGACUAUAAUAAAAACUGAGUUCUGGAAAAAUGCACCAUAUUUUUAUAUAUUUUAUUAACUGAUCAUUAGUUUUCUUCAUUGGAGAUAA